GUCUCACAACAAAAUGGAUCGCGCUUUUCAACGAGCCAAAAUCCUCAGCGAUCAUCUCUUGCAAUCCAAUUCUUCUCAGAUUAUUUCCACAAACGCAUGCUUAAGUUACUCUCCGCCCGAACUCAAUGAACUUUACGAUUUCGACAUCAAAGAGAUGCGGAAACUAUUGGAUGGCCACAACGUCCAAGACCGAGACUGGCUGUUCAAUCUCAUCGUACAGAGCAAACUUUUUAAUCCGAAAAAAGCGGGAGAGAAAGUCUUUAUAUCGCCUGAUUAUAAUCAGUCGAUGGAGCAACAACGGGAGAUGACAAUGAAGAGAAUUUCCUACUUGCUCGAAAGAGGGGUUUUUCAAGGCUGGCUUACUGCCAAAGGAGUCGAAGCUGAGCUGACCAAAUUAGCUCUUCUUGAAGUUGUCAGUAUGUUCGACCACUCGCUCGCCAUCAAGCUCGGUGUUCACUUCUUCUUGUGGGGUGGGGCCAUCCAAUUUUUCGGGACGAAGCGCCACCACGACAAGUGGCUGAGAGACACUGAGAAUUAUGUGGUGAAGGGUUGCUUUUCAAUGACGGAGUUGGGACAUGGAAGUAAUGUCAGAGGAAUUGAAAACUGA
Molecule: messenger RNA, 607 nt
Organism: Pistacia vera
Lineage: Eukaryota; Viridiplantae; Streptophyta; Magnoliopsida; Sapindales; Anacardiaceae
Product: acyl-coenzyme A oxidase 3, peroxisomal-like
Exons: 3
Coding region: 14-607 (197 amino acids)
Biological process (GO): fatty acid beta-oxidation using acyl-CoA oxidase; lipid homeostasis
Cellular component (GO): peroxisome
Molecular function (GO): FAD binding; fatty acid binding; acyl-CoA oxidase activity
Source: RefSeq, a predicted model, not a curated record